Molecule: messenger RNA, 231 nt
Organism: Penicillium pulvis
Lineage: Eukaryota; Fungi; Ascomycota; Eurotiomycetes; Eurotiales; Aspergillaceae
Exons: 1
Coding region: 1-231 (76 amino acids)
Source: RefSeq, a predicted model, not a curated record
AUGCCCUCCACAAAGUUCAACCCCGACGCGCAGCAGGAAUUUGAAGAUUUGGUAUCAUGGGUCAAGAGCGCUCAAAUGGAACCUGAAAGAGGAAAGAAAAAUCGCUUGGUCUGCGUUGAUAAGGCGCGCGAGGAGAGAGUCCGUCCAUUUCUGGUCAAACUGGGAUACGCGAACGUACCGGUAAAAUCGCUGUUCCCCUCAAGCGAAUAUCAGGUUCUAAAUGGAAGAUAG